AUGUUGAGAUCUCAGAUAUUACUUGUUCCAAGGAGUCUGGCUGUGCAGGCAGUGUCUAGAAGGGCACUUCAUUCCUCGGCCUACUCCAUGGCUGGCAACAACGGGCAGAAGUCGCCUUUGGAAGUAUUCUACGAUACUUUCAAGAACGAGUGGAACAAAUCCUCGGAGCUGAAGGAGAAUGUGAAGGCUCUGCAGAGUGCCACGGAUAAAAUGGCCGACAGUGAAGCUUUUCACAAGGCCAAAGAAGCAUAUGAGGCUGCGCAGAAGAGGAGAGGAGCUGCUUCGGAAGCUGUGAAGAAGACCGCCGAAGUGGUGGGAGAUGCCGCUGUCAAAGCAUGGGAUUCUCCAGUUGGAAAGGUUGCGCGUACGACUGUUAGAACUACUGCAGAAGUUGUCGACAAGGCAAUCGACCCCGUGCGGAAAACGAAGGUGUACAAGGAUGUGAGUGAGGUGAUUGAUGAUGGAUCUUCUUUCUAUGGUGGAUACGAGACCAAGGACAAGAGACAUCAGAGAAGAGAACAGGAGCUCAGCAGUGGAAAGAGACCAAAGGUGGUCAAAUCUAACGAGGAUUCGGGAACCGCAUUGGUUACUACCAACCACAAGUCUAGUGAUUCCAAGGUGAAGUUUUCGUUCUUCAAGCCAGAGUCUGCUGUUGGCAAGGUUCUUGCUGUUCUGAAAGAGAAAUGGGACGAGAGUGAUAACGGAUUCAUUGCUUUUUUGAGAACUGUUUUCGAGAAGAUCGCAGGCUUUUUCGACGAGACUGAGGCCGGUAAGGUUGUCAGGGCAUUCAAGGAGAUUGAUCCUUCUUUCAACACAGAGUCCUUUACUAAGGAAUUGCGUGAGUACAUUGUUCCUGAAGUGGUUGAUGCUUUUAUCCAGGGUGACGAGAAGACCCUCAAGAACUGGUUGUCAGAAGCUCCUUACAACAUCAUUGCUGCUCAGCAGAAGCAGCUCAGAGACCAGGGAUUGUUCUCUGAUGGUAAGAUCUUGGAUAUUAGAAAUGUUGACAUUGCUGCCUCGAAGAUUCUCUCGCCAAACAACAUCCCAGUCAUGGUAGUUGGAUGCAGAGUGCAGGAGAUCAACAUCUUCAGAAGCAUCAAGACCGGCGAAAUUGCUGCUGGUACUCAGGAGAACAUCAUGCUCAGCACUUAUGCCUUGGUUCUCACCAGAAUCCCCGAAGAUGUCGACAACAAGAUCACUGACGGCUGGAAGAUCUUGGAGUUUGUGAGAGGUUCUUCCAGAGAGUACACAUAG
Messenger RNA from Kuraishia capsulata CBS 1993, 1254 nucleotides. RefSeq lists its product as uncharacterized. The coding region runs from base 1 to 1254 and encodes 417 amino acids. The transcript has a single exon. Gene Ontology annotation, biological process: protein import into mitochondrial matrix. Gene Ontology annotation, molecular function: protein-folding chaperone binding. Gene Ontology annotation, cellular component: mitochondrial inner membrane. Lineage: Eukaryota; Fungi; Ascomycota; Pichiomycetes; Pichiales; Pichiaceae. The record is from RefSeq and is a predicted model, not a curated record.